AAAAGCGCAUGACUGCAUGAUCAUAUCACCGUAUUAUUUACUGCAAUGCGAGCCACAAAUUAAAGCUUUGAGAGCCGCAGGAGGAUCUGUACCAGAUGCUUGCCGAGACAACGCGCGACCCCGCGUGGACGGAAUCAAGUGGUCGCGCGCAUAGUUGGAGCACGCGGUACGAGCGCGCGUCUCUAUCGCUAACCGAAAAAGGAGAAACGAUUUUGCUCGAUUGAACUACCACGGACGCUGCAACGACGGUUUUGUAAAUUAUGUAAAAUAAAUAAAGAAAUACGUGUCACACUCCACACCUCUGAAUACGUCGUCGUUGCAUUCACCGGAAGAAAAGGUAUGCUAAAAACCUCUCGGAAUAGAAAAACGAUGUUUUUUAACAGAUGAUGUGUCCAGAAGGAAUUGCAGGAUUUACACCCGCUCGUGAAAGAAAAGGAAUAAAUUCCAGCAAAGUUACACGACAAGUGGCGUUUAUACCAGUCGACAUGAUGACGAACUGUUGACUUGAGACAGAUAAAUUGACUGAAAAGCUUUCAGCCAGCGGCUUUAACGUUAACGUUAGUUGACAUAACGACAAGAGGAUGCAGCACACCGGAUACACUUGAAAACAAUUCUCCAUUUAUCUGUGUUUCAGUCACUUCUGGAGAAACUGUAGAAAAUGAAGAUAAGGAAAGUAUAUAAAUAACUGAAUUAAACUGUAAGGAUAUACCAAGAAGACAAACACUCUCUGAUACUCCUGUAAACUCAAAGGAACAUUGAAGAUAAGAACAAAGAAGAAAUAAUUUAUCCUUUUGCUGACAACUGGCAACUCUGGAAGUGCAGCUGAGGAUCAUCACUGGAGGGUGAGAGGGUGAUCACAGAGAGAGAGAAACGGAGACUGACAGAGAACCACAGCACAGGAGGGGGCGGAGGAGGAGGAGGGGGAAAGGUCAGUCGCCAUGGCGACAGACCCAGGAGAACCCACUGCCACAGAGGAGUCCUCUGGAGAGAAACCUGAUGGAGAUAGGGAGGAGGAGAAUGACCAGGACAACAGCGCUGCCCGUGAGGGAGAGGGGACGCACGGUACUCCAUCUGGCAUUGUUUCCACUGAGACGCAGGAAAGGAGAUCAUGGGGAGCAGAUGGAGCUGAAGGAGGUGCAAAGGACAAUAAAGAAAUGAAGGUGCCAGUUAAACCUCUGACCUUCAUGUCAUCCUCCCCAGCACCCCUCGAGCCUUCACGGAAACGGGAGAACAAGCGUUUUUUCCGGAAGAGUGUGGAGAUAUGUGAAGAGGAUGACGAGGUGGAGGAAACCCCUGGUGCCCCCCACAGCGCUCCUCACCUUGAGUUUUGUGCCUCUGACUCCGUUUUCAGCAGCGGAGCCCAGCAGUUACCCGUUAGUGCCUCUGCCGCCCUGGGUGAGGAUGGCACACAGGACCCUGAUAAGAGUGGACUUGCUGCACCCACUUUGAAGGGAAAAGAGAGAGAUAGAGAACAGGAGGAAGAGGCAGGGAUGAAGGCUGUAGCCACUUCACCGGGUGGUCGCUUUCUCAAAUUUGACAUAGAACUUGGAAGAGGAGCAUUUAAAACCGUUUACAAAGGCCUGGAUUCAGAAACCUGGGUGGAAGUUGCCUGGUGUGAGCUGCAGGAUCGAAAGCUGAACAAGGCGGAGCAGCAACGGUUUAAAGAGGAGGCUGAAAUGCUAAAAGGCCUACAGCACCCCAACAUCGUGCGUUUCUAUGACUCCUGGGAGUCCGGUCUUAGAGGAAAGAAGUGCAUCGUUCUUGUGACAGAGCUCAUGACCUCAGGAACGCUCAAGACGUACCUUAAGCGUUUUAAAGUAAUGAAGCCCAAGGUUUUACGUAGCUGGUGCAGGCAAAUUCUAAAGGGUUUACAGUUCCUGCACACACGUACGCCACCCAUUGUGCAUCGUGACCUCAAGUGUGACAACAUCUUCAUCACUGGCCCCACUGGGUCGGUAAAGAUUGGUGACCUGGGCCUCGCCACCCUCAUGCGGACGUCCUUCGCCAAGAGUGUCAUAGGGACUCCAGAGUUUAUGGCCCCUGAAAUGUAUGAUGAACACUAUGAUGAGUCAGUGGAUGUCUAUGCUUUUGGCAUGUGCAUGCUGGAGAUGGCUACAUCGGAGUACCCAUACUCAGAAUGCCAAAAUGCUGCACAAAUCUACCGCAAAGUCACCAGUGGUAUCAAGCCUGCCAGUUUUGAUAAAGUAAACGACCCGGAGGUAAAAGAGAUCAUUGAGGGGUGCAUUCGCCAAAACAGAUUAGAGCGGCUCUCCGUUAAGGACCUUCUAAAUCAUGCUUUCUUUGCGGAGGACACCGGUGUGCGUGUGGAGCUUGCAGAAGAAGACACGGGAUGCAAAGAGUGCCUGGCCCUACGGAUCUGGGUUGAGGAUCCAAAAAAACUUAAGGGGAAGCACAAAGACAAUGAGGCCAUUGAGUUCAGCUAUGACCUGGAGAAUGACAGUGCUGAAGAGGUUGCGCUGGAGAUGGUGAAGUCUGGCUUUUUCCAUGAAAGUGAUGCUAAGGUGGUUGGGAAAUCCAUCAGAGACAGGGUGACAUUAAUUAAGAAGUCCCGUGAAAGGCGCCAACAUCAGCUCCUUCAGCAGCAAAGUCUGGAUGAGCGUCGUGACUCCUCAGCCCUCACCUCUUCUUUUUCAUCUGUCCAUCCCUCCUGUCCUGCUGCACUGUGCCCGGGAGCUUUUGCAGCUGCUGGUGGUCAAGCGGAGGCAGAGGAGCUGCCCGAAAUGGACCAACAUGUCCAGCAGCAAAGCACUGCACUGGGUCUUAAAGAGGGUGAGAGCGUUUCUGCUGUCAGUGGAGAUCCUUUCUCAAGCAGACAAAGCCAAGCCUUUUCGCUCCCCGAUUCGGGGAACGUAUGUGCUCAUGCUCAAACCAGCUACCCCACAGGCACCUCUGGAGUGAAAGGUGCAGGGGUUGUGUCUCAUCCCCAGCUGCUCCCUGUUGGUCAGAGCAGAGGGGUUGCAAAUGUGCUUGUUGGCCAGAAUUGUGGGAUGUCUGGGAUUUCAAUUGGCCAAAGUGGUGGUGGGGCUUCUAACGUUCCUGUGGCGCAGACUUUCAUUCAUCCAGUCACUAUUGCAUCACAGGUCCCUUUAAGUGUGCCUCAACAAUAUUCUCAGACCCUUCCUCCUGACGUCGCCCCCUUACAGAUUUUACACCCUCGGUCUGGUGAUGCCCCCACUUCUCACAGUUCCCUUUUGCAGUCACAGUCAUACAUCCCCUCAGUUACUCCCCAGGCCCCAAUGACUGUCCUCACUGCCUCCAUCCCCGCUGGCGAGUCUAUAGCACCAGGAGGCAACAUUAUGCCCCUUAUGCAGACCCAACCUAGUAUUGUUCCUGUACCCACUGACAUUUUGCCCCAGCAAACUAUUGUUCAGCCACAACAGCCAAUGUCAGAUUUGCCAGGAACUUUACAACUAAACAUCCAGCAACCAACACCACAACAGCAAGCAAAUAUAGUGCAGCAUCACCAGGCAGUCCUGUUACCACAUCAGACAGACCAGGUUCAGCCCACGACUGUUUUGUUACAGACACAGCAUGUAGAACAGCCACAAGUGAUUUUACAAGAACAGCAGUCACAGUCCAGUGCAUGUCAGCAGUCAUAUAUUCAAUUGCCACAGCAGCAACAGCCAACAUUGUCCAACCCGCCGCAAACUGAGUUGCAACAGCAGGUGUACAUACAACAUCCAGCAGGGCAACCGCAGCAAGAAGUUGUAGUACGUCAGCAUCAGUCAUUGCAGCAAGUUGCAGUACCACAGCCUCCAGUGGAACAAUAUCAGCAACUCCAGACUCAGCAAGUAUAUUUGCAACAAAUAGUUGAAUCACAAGAGCAGAACUUGGCGAACACCAUGGUACAGCAGCCACCAGUACUUCAAACAAUUCAGCAGCCACUACAGUUGACAGAGGAGCAGCAAAAACUUCUGAUUAGGCAACAAAUGGAGCAACAACAAAUGACUGUCUUGCAAGCCAGUCAAGCAGAGCAACAACGUCAACAGCAAGUUUACCUUCAACCUACUCAGCAGCAAGUUGAGCAGCAUCAAUUCCUCCAGCAGCAACAACAGCAAAGCAUGGCAGUGAUGCACCAGGCAGAGCAACAGCAGCAAGUGCAACAACAACAGAAAAUAGAACAUCAGCAACAAACCAUUUUGCAACAACAGGUGGAACAACCAAGGCAACAGGUUUUGUUUCAGCAGCAGCAGCUGGAGCAACAGCAGGCGGUAUUGCAGCAGCAGCAACAACAUGAACAACAACAAAAGGCUCAUUUACAGCAACAACAGUUAGAACAUCAAGCCUUACUACAACAACAACAACUGCAACAAGCUUUUUUACAUCAACAGCAGUUAGAGCAGCAGCAGGAAUUGUUUAAACAGCAGCAACAGCAGCAAAUGCUUUUAAAGCAGCAGCAGCAGCAAGCAGUUGUUCAACAACAAAAACAAUUAGAGCAAAAUGUACUUUUACAGCUGCAACCACAGCAACACAUUGAACAGCAACAGGCUUUAUUACACCAGCAGCAGAUUUUACAGCAACAGCCUCAACUACUGCAGGCAACAGAACAACAACUCCAGCAGCAAAUAUUUCAACAGGCUGAUUAUCAACAACAGAAUAUAGAGUCACAAAUGAAGCAGCAACUUUUGGUGCAACAGCACAAUAUUGAAUUACAGCGACAACAGGCCUUACAAGCUGAGAAACAAGUUUUAUUGCAGCAGCAGCAGCAGCAACAUUUGGAACAGCAUAUAAUUCUGGCAGAUCAAAGUGUGCAACAGCAAACAACUAUAGGGAAAGCACAGCCUCCAGAAACUAUGCAACAAAUUAGUCAAAUACAACACACUCAGCCUAUAAUAUCCCCACAGCAUUCUCUGGUAGAGACCAUGAUUCAAGCUGUACCACAAAUGGCACAAGUACCAAGUCAGAUUCCAGCUCAAAUUCUCGUGCAACAACAGAUACCACCUCAAGCGUCUGUGCAAAUGGAGGGGCAACUUUCAGCAAUUUCUGCUCAGAUUCCUCUGCAGACACAAAGUCAUUCUGCGCCGCAGUCAGUAGGAGGACAUUUUCAAGCAAACCAGUUGCAAGUUCAACAACCAAUCCAACAGAUGACAUCUCCAACACGGACUCCACACCCAAUUCACUCUACUGUCCCAUCUCAAACACAGAUGGCCUCGCAAGGGCAAAUCCUUUCAUCGCAAACUCAAAUGGUCCAAACUCAGGCUGCAGCUUCUCACCAGUGUCAAGUUCCAGUAGUUCCUCCAGUGCAGUCCCAACUAUCGGCUCCCUCUACACUUCUCCCCACACAAAAUGCUCAAGUACCUGCUACUCCGCAAACCAUCCAAUCAGGUCAGCUAGACCUUAUACAAACCAUGAAACAACAACAGCUUCCUUUACCACAAUAUCAGCAAACAAUGCUGUCUCCAGUAUCACUUGCAACCACUGUAGACACGAUGGCCACUUCUUCAACACAGUGCUAUUUUCAAUCACAAAUUCAAGCUCAGGCUCAGCCAAACACACCAGCUCUGCAACAACCACUUAGUGUGGCAUCUAUGCAGACAGUCUUGCAGCCAACAGUGCAACCCUCUCAACAGUAUGGGCAGCAACCUCAAAUCCAACCUGGGCAACAGCUUUUGCCAGCAAGUGCUGUACUACCCCAAGAUCCCAAUAAACAUCCUCAAACUGUUCUCCAGCAUAUUCUUCCUAUAAAUAUUACACCUAGUCAGGUACCCCAGACCCAAGCUGGGACAGUACCUUAUUACAGUCAAGUAGUAUCAGGCCCACCCUCCCAAAACCAUACACCUGUUCAAACAUUCACACAGGCUAGCAUGCAACCACAGUCACAUCCUGUCCAGACACAGGUUCUCUCCAACACAGAGAAUUUUGAGCAACAACCCCAUUCGCGAGCUGUUUUUAAACCUUCACAGAUCUCCCAAAGUCCAUCUCAUACUUCCCUACAACCCUCCACUACUCUCCCAACUAUCCCAGUUUCAGAAAUUCCUGUCCCUGCAGAGGCACAGCUAACACAGACAAGACCAGUUGACUUGAUCCCUGCUUCCCAUCCUACUGCCAAUGCUUUACAGUCCCAUUACUCUAAUGGCUCUGUGUUGCCCACCACCUCCCUGGCAGACAGUGAUGCUGCAUUGCUGGGCAUUGCUCAGGAGAGCACAAAUCAAUCUGGCAACAGAACCAUCACUUCAUCUGGCUCUGCUCCUGCCAAUGGAGAUGAUGUGGUGUUGGCUAAUGGGAAAUCAGAAAAGGUCAAAUCUCAGAGGAGAUUGUCCUGUCAGAAGACUGAAAAAAGUCAUUUUCAACUCAGCAUGUUGCAGGUUUCAAACACGGGAGACAACAUGGUGGAGUGUCAGCUGGAGACCCAUAGCAACAAGAUGGUCACGUUCAAGUUUGACAUCGAGGGAGAUGCUCCUGAGGACAUUGCAGAUUAUAUGGUGGAGGAGGAUUUUGUUCUUGAGGCUGAGAAAGAGAGAUUUGUUGAGGAUCUGAGAGCUAUAGUGGAGAAAGCACAAGAAAUUCUAAGUACUCAAUCACAGACUGGGUCAGUUGAGCAGCUUCAGGUGAGCACCCCAUCCAGUACAACAGUAGAUUCGGCCCCUCAGUCUUCUCCAGUGGGUCGGUGGCGAUUCUUUAUUAACCAAACAAUUCGCCAUCGCGACUCGCACCCCGGCCAGGGAGCAUCCACUCCCCCACCUGCAGGGGAGAGCAGAGUUCCCAAAUCCAAAGAAACUGAGAAAGAUCAUGAGAGCCCUCAGCGCUCCGAGUCUUUUGCCGGAAUAGCCUCUUCCCCAACUUCCUCUAUAUCUCCAUCUCCUCCCGUAUCUACUGCAUCUGCCCCAGCGUCCAUGUUGGCUUCAGCCAUUGCCACCCAAAAAGACACAGCACCCCCAACCUUGCCAGCAGUAGAGCAAGUCUCCUCCGCUAACUUGACUGCAGGCUCAGUCCCUGCCACAUCCUCCAGCAUUUCUGCCUCUUCAUUCCCUUCAGUUGUGGCCCCCACAUGCCCAAGUUUGACUUCAGACCAAGGAGAUAUGGCAGCAAAAGGGCAGAGCAUAUCUGAGGCUGAACAGACUCCCUCUAAUGUGCCUGUUUAUAGGACUCCACCAGCAUCACUGGUGAACCACACUGAUCCAUUGGUAGCUCAAACCCAAAUACCAACCUCACAGAAGCCUGAGAUACUUAAACAAACCAUGGCACCUCACCAACUCAAAGACACCCAGGCAAUACAGACAGCAAUGGGCACCACUGAACAGAUGCAGAUUAUGCCUCAGCCGCAGCAGCAAAUGGUGCAGUCAAAAACACUUUCACAGGCAAUGCCAGUGGAGACGUUAAUGCAACCUUUGCAAGGAGGUCCUCCAACAGCCCAGGAGCCACAGCUGUACCAAGUUCAGCAGUCUGUGCAGCAACAGGUCCCACAACAACAAGUACCAGUUGAAUCUCAACAACCGCCAACUGAGCAGAUCCAACAGCAAACAGUAAUACCACAACAGGCAGUUCCUACAGAACAAUAUGUGUCUCAAGAAACAAAGCUGACCAUGCACCCACAGCACGGUUUCCAGAAUCAAGAUCCCCAGUUUCAGCCUGUGAUCCCACAGCAGCUCCCCACUGAGCAAACACAUGUACCACAUGAUAUAAUACAUUCUCAAACUAUGCCACAAACUGCAGUGCAGAAGGAAACAUCUUUGCAGCACUCAGAAUUGGAGCUGUCCAUGGGGGAAGCCGGUGUUGAGGACACCAUCAGUCACCCUGCCCCACCCCAAACCUCAACAGACACCUCUCUUCCACCCCUCCCUCUUUCCGAGACAACUCUGCCCGCCCUUACCCACACAUUUACCCCAUCUCCAGCCCAGCCCUCAUCAGUGGUCGAGUCAGACAGUGAAGGCCCCCCUAAAAUCGAGUUUGUGGACAACCGUAUAAAGACUUUGGAUGAGAAGCUAAGGACUUUGCUGUAUCAGGAGCACAGUGGCAGUGGAGCAACACUGGGAGCUGGCUCCACAGCCGGCACCGCCCCUGCUCCUAACGCCACCUCUUCAUCUGCUGCACCUUCCACUUUAGUGGGAGGUGACGAAUCACUCCUCCCUAAUGCAUUCUCCCCUCCUCCUGACGCCUCAUCUGACACCUCUCCACACUCCACCUCCUCCACUACCCCUCGCUCUUCCUCCACGUCUCCAGAUGGAGAAAAAGAGAGAGCAGGUGAGGAGGAGAUGCUCCCAUCUGCUCCAGCCUCUUCUGAUGCUGUGCAACAUCAACCUGCCUCAUCCUUCUCCUCUACAUCCCCUCCCCGCUCUCUUGUCACCCCCCUACAGGAGCCUGGAUCACCAUCUUUGCCAAGUGAACCCUCAGCUGCAUCUUCGCUCCCCAAAAGUUGCACCCAUGGAGAUUUUCUGGUUCCUUCCUCCUCCGAGCAGCCUGCCCCCAUGUGGCCUGGACAACAACACAAUGACGGAGGUGGAUAUUUUGGCCUAAACCUGACAUGCCCUAGUAUCAGAAAUCCUGUUAGCAAGAAAUCCUGGACUCACAAAUUCAAAAGCUGGGCGUGCAAACUGCGCCACUCCGCCAGCUUGUUCAAGAAGCCCAGAGUCCAGCAAGAAGAUGGUAAUUCCAGCUGUCAGGGGAUCAAGGAAGAAACAGAGGCAUCUACAGAUGUCCAGCCCGUCUCACGCACAGGACGUUUCCAGGUAAUUCCAGUGUCUCAGCCCACGGAGCCACUACACCAAGAUGUACCAAGCCACGGGGUCACACAGAGAAAGGUUGGACGCUUUUCAAUCACCCAGGCCGAACAGAGAGAGGAACAUUUGACAGACAGCUCCCCCGUGUCACCUGACCUGGAGCGAGAGAGGAGGAAACUGAAAGUGAGGGACGGUGAUAAAGAUGAAAGGAGAACCACAACAUCCAGCCACCCAUCCAGGAGUCACACUCACUCACGCCUGGGCAGCAGUGAUGAUGAGAGUGAGGUGGAGGAUGAAGAUUUGAGGAAAGAGCUUCAUAAGCUGAGAGAGAAACACAUCAAAGAGGUGGUGUCCUUGCAAGCACAGCAGAACAAAGAACUGCAGGAGUUGUACAGGCAGCUUCGCUCCCUUAAAGACCACCGACAACCCCUAACCCUCCCACGGACCUCCCCACUCCACAAUACAUCCCUCGCCAUCUCUCCACGCAGACCCCGUCCCGCCAAAUCCAAGCUCCGGCCCCGACCACACUCUCACAUGGACAACAACGGAGUUACACAUCAAGGAAGUCUUCAGCAAUCUAGCAGUUAUUCGGGUGGGGAACAAAGCAGACUUCACUCAUACUGCAACCCAGAAACGACAGCUAAUAGAGACCAAAAUCCUACAGUCCAGGGAUCUGCCACUAGAACAAGCACAUUCACAGAUGAUCUACACAAACUUGUAGAUGAGUGGUCAAAAGAAACCGUUUUCCCCGUUCAGCCCAAGCCUUCGCUAAAUCAAAUCAAACAGAUCCAGCAAGUGCAGGAGUUAGGCGGGUGGGGCCAACCUGCUGAGACAUCUGCAUCUGAUUGGUUUUCUACAGCACCUUUGAACCUUCCGAGUGCUCCCGUCUCAGUCACCUUGUCUACAAUAGCCUCUGCUCCCUACAUUGGAGGACAAACACAGCUGCCACCGAUGCAAUUUCCCAUCACUUCUUUACCCCAGCAGAAUGCACAUCUGCAGUCUGCCCUGCACCAUCAUCCCCUGCAGUACAACCAGCCUCACUUGCACCUACAGCAGGUCCAGCUUCAGCCCUCACAAAGCAUCUCCCCCUCUAUCAUCACCACAGCGGGGCCUCUGCUGCCCCCUGCCACCAGCAUUACAGCUGCCCCGACCUCCACCGCUGUCAAUCAAGACACAGUCACCACGGCAACCGUCUCCUCCACAUGCACCUCCAUUUCUUGCUGCACCUCUUCUCUGCCUUCCAGUGCCAAACUUCAGCCUAAACCCACCACCUCCACCCUUCCUUUAGGACAGCAGUGAGUUUGGGUAAACAUGCGAUGAUGGAGAGGAGGGCACGAGAUAACUGAAUGAUAAUAAAAAGUUGGAGGACUUUACAUUGAGCUCAUUGUUGUAGGUUUACAAUAUGUUGUACAGGAAGAAAUUAAGUAGCAAGCGUUGAAUGUUUGUUUGUGUGUGUGUGUGAGUAUAGGGGUGUAUAAUUUAUGUAGUGUGUGUGUAUUUGUGUGCGCGUGUUUGUGUUGGAUUAUUCAAAAGAUAUUCUGUGUGUGUUUCCGCACUGUCAAGUUUCAUAAUCCAACUUAAAACAGUUGGAUCUGAACUCUCCUUACUGUAUGUAGAGAAAACUUUCUGACAUGAAGUUUCAGAUCAUGUUUGUUUUUAUUUAUCGAUGCUUCAAUUGAAAGGACUAUUUGAAAUUUAAAAGUGCAAUUAGUAACUGAUAUUUAAAUCUUUCAUCUUUUCUGUGUUGUUGGUGACGUGGAUCUGUAUAGCUUAAAAGAAUAUUUUUUAUAUAUAUAUACGCACAGAAGCAACAGCCAGACAUUAACAGCGAAGCGCCAUUUCGUGUCGAUAGAGCACAACUUAUUUAGCAGGCAGUGAGAUCAAAUGCAUUUGCGGCAACAGCAGCAUGUUACAAUGCAAAGCAUGGUAACCAUAACCUUGCGACCAUCAUCAUAGCUAUGGGAGCGGUUAAAACACUGUUGUGCACGGACAAGGCAUGCUCGUGUAUUAUAUUUUACAAUGGUAAAUAGCAGUAAUGUUAUAGAUCAGCAAAGAAUUUUAUAGAAUAACACAAGUAGUGAUUAAUUCAUUUUAAAAUUCUUAAAAAAAACUCUUUGGUUCUUUAUUUGAUUUCAAAUGAAAUGAGCUAAUAUGAUUGCAGUAUUUUCCUUUCUUUUAACACAAGUUCAUACUUUUAAGGUUUACGAUAUUAACAUGAAUCCCACGGUGAUGAGUGUAAGACUAGACAGUUGUUUUAAAAGCUUAAAUGAAGUGAACGCAGCUUGUACUUGUUCUGUAUUUUGCACAGCCCUGUGUGAGCGUGCGUCUGUGCACACCAAACUGUGAUCUGUGAACUGUGAGUUUUCUUUCUGUGAAUACAAUGCAUCAGCAAAACACCGACAAAAAGAUGUGUUCCUUAUCAAAUUCAAGAUUUCACUAUAUAUAUAUGUAUACAGUACAUAAUUGCCAAGCAAAUUUACCAUUGAAAAAAACUUCCAGAACUAGGCUGCAUUUCUGAUGUUUCUAAAGUGUUUUUCGUACAUAUUAAGCUCAUGUAUGUGAUUACGCCGGAUAGAGAGAUAUCAAUGCCCACCUUUUAAAAAUCAGCAGCUAACUCUGUCAUGCAGUGAUGUUAUUUCAGUUAAACCAUUCUGAAGCCCAACAGCACUGUAAAAAAAACUUUGCUGCCUUAAAAUUUUUUGUAAAAUCAACUCAGAUUUACAAGUCAUGUCAACAGAAAUUAGUUGUCACAACUUAUAAAAUAUAGUUGAGAAAAGUCAACUUAAAUUUAUGAGUGAUAACAACUCACCUGUAGUUAUAACAACUCAUCUUUAUUCAAGAUAAAUAAUAGUAAGUUGAAAUGACUUGUAAAUCCGAGUUGAUUCAACAAAAAAUUCUAAGGCAGCAAAGUAUUUUUUACAGUGAGGGGAUUGGAUAAUAUUUAUUACACACAGCAGAUCUGCAGACAAGUAUGGAUUGUGCUUUACGAAUCUGGUCAGACAAAGUGUAACAUGUGUAACAUUCAAAAACAUGUAGAGAUGGUGACUGUGCUUUUAAAAGCUUGUUGGGAAAAAUUAUGAACGUGAAUGAGGCAGCCUGCUGUAUAGUUUAAUACAAAAUCCUUCGCAGAUUGUCAUGAAGGAUUGUACUGUGUACAGGGCACAUGGUAUAGAGAAUGCAUUGAGAAGGAGGCAUUUGCUUUGUUUAUUAUUGUGCUAAUGCUUGUGGAUAUUAUUAAAAAAGUCAACAGGGACCCUGUCUAUAGAGGGUUGUGGUCAUUCAGUUUCCAGUAUUGUAUGUCCUGUUUUUAAAAAGACAAAACCUUACAGUAACCCUCGGUACAGCAGUGGUGGGUAACAAGGCUGUUGUGUCUAAAAGAAAACUGAAACAUCCAUUUGAUCUGGGAAAUGUUACCAAAUUAACAUGAAGUGUUACCAAAAUGUAAUUUAAAACGAAAGCAUUAUUUUUGUAUUUUGCAAGGGGUUGUAAAAAUGUAAAAGUGUGUGUUGUGCAGUGUGUUAAGAAAGCUUUGGUUUUCUGAUCAUCGUUUUUUUUUUUUUAGUUCCCCUGUCCUCCAACUUUACACCAAACCUUCAACCUGAAAGUACCACAAGAUGCUAAUUUUUUUUUAAUUCAGUGCAAGUGAUUGAAACAACUGUAAGCCAAAUCAGUCUGACGUCUUAUUGGUGAAGUGAAACCGGAGAGACCGCACCAAUAAUGAAAUUCCAAAUAUUUAAAUGGAAAAGAAUCUGUAGUGGACUAAACUUGUUGCUGGUGAUUUAACUACUGUAAAUUGUAACUAAUUCAACUGUUGAUUCUAUUUAUGUUUUGUAACUAAUAAAAAAUAAACAUCAAAUGUUCAUUA
Messenger RNA from Paramisgurnus dabryanus, 12543 nucleotides. RefSeq names its product WNK lysine deficient protein kinase 3 (gene wnk3). Gene Ontology annotation, molecular function: protein serine/threonine kinase activity; ATP binding. Gene Ontology annotation, biological process: protein phosphorylation. NCBI's taxonomy places the organism in Eukaryota, Metazoa, Chordata, Actinopteri, Cypriniformes, Cobitidae. The record is from RefSeq and is a predicted model, not a curated record.